Messenger RNA from Penaeus indicus, 2008 nucleotides. RefSeq lists its product as uncharacterized. The coding region runs from base 248 to 1765 and encodes 505 amino acids. NCBI's taxonomy places the organism in Eukaryota, Metazoa, Arthropoda, Malacostraca, Decapoda, Penaeidae. The transcript has 6 exons. The record is from RefSeq and is a predicted model, not a curated record.
CUUGUGCCACGGCGAUGUAUAUAUAUGUGUGUGUGUGUGAGGCGCUUGUUGUCACUGCUGUCCACCAAUAUGUCGGGGUUUUGGUUGACGGAAACUCACGGCCUGGUCUCAUUCUUUACUGUUGGUCGUGUAGGGUGCCGGCAACGAGUAAGCCCGGGAAGAUGGGGGUCCUGGAGGGUGACCCCCUAGGAGGAGGCCGCGUCCGAACAGGAGCGUGACUCGAGGAAGAAUUCAGUUGGUUUCAGAAAUGAUUAGCUCAUCCCAUCUAACAAGGAAGUCAACAUGCAGCGUCCUCCGACUUCUGUGUUCCUCCUACUUGCCAAAAGCACCAUUUUCUGCAUCCUGUGGCCGAGGCAUGGAGCAGAGUGCCGUGAGAGAUCAACAGAAAGAGUUCAAAUGGCUCUGGCCGGUUUAUAAAGAGAUGGAGUUCUACAUAGCAGGUCAUAACGCAGGCAGCAAGCAGACAGGUUGUGUGUGCAGGUACAACACAAAGAAACCAUUAACAGUGGAACAUAUGGCAGUUGCAUUGAAGCAUUUCCAGAGAAAACUGCCGAACUACCGGAUCUUCACAAAGGAACGCGAUGGGGAGCAUUGGGCGUGUGAAGCUCUUGAUCCAGAAGUCGACUUCAAGGUCUUGGAAGGAGCUGACAUACGUGAAAUGAUGACUGAGAUGAUGACCGCCCCCUUCGGAAGUGACCGACCUCCGUUGUGGAAAGCUCGCCUUAUACCUGUCCCUGAAGAUGCACGCUGUUGCCAUCCAGAGGUGAAGGCCGACUUCCCGCACCAAUACGAUUUCGUCUUUCUGCCACAUCAUGCGAUUAGCGAUGGUAAUACCAUGGCAACCACCUUAAGGAAUCUCACAGCACUACUUGAUGAUGUGAUAGCUGGGAGAAACAUAGAGGACGACAGACCUUUGGGAAUUUUGGCGGACUAUAAGGAAGUUUCAGAAUUAGAUGCGGAGAUUGUGAAGGAGCUGGAGAAGGACCCCGAAAGACUCGAUGUGCUUAAGGAGGAGACUCUUGCUUGUGACAUAGCGCCCAUCAUCCUAAAGGCUUUCCCCCCACCAGGAGGCAAGCCGGCAACCGGGUGCGUUUUCCGUAACGUGGAGCAGGAUGUGCUUGCUCGUUUUCGCUCUGCUUGCAAGGCCAAUGGAGUGUCUUUCAACAGUGGUUUCGAGGCCCUCAUUAACACCGCCUUAGUGGAAAUGGUUCGAGAUGCCGGCGUGGAGGACGAGGCGCACAGUGUCAGCAUCAACCUGGCCACGGAUCUCCGGCGGUAUAUGAAGCCUCGCCGUCUGCCCAUCCUCGGCCUCUUCGCUCGCCCCACAGCACACAGGAUCGAGACGCCCGUCGAUGUCCGCUCUCACUUCUGGGAUUACACCAAGGAGCUUCACCGGAAAGUCACUGGUCUCCUGAGUUCCAGCGAAGCCUUCAACCAAGACGUGGUUCGCCGCCUGACGCAACCACCUGUCUCGGCCGAAGACUAUUACGCCGGGCCGCCUCUGCCGCUGCGGGACUACGGACUCACGAAUCUCGGAGACUUAACUUCCAGGAUUCCAGGAACGGGAGAACACCUGCAGCUCAUGGACAUCACCAUGUUUGCUGCGAUUCACCUGUCCGUCUAUAUGAUGCUGCACCAGAUCUAUACUUUCCGCAGACAUUCCCCUUACACGCUAAGCUAUGAUACUUCUUACAUGACCGAACACACAGCCAGCACGCUCGCCGAUGCAGUUCUGAUGCUUCUGGAUAAAUUUGGCCGAUCCUAAAGCCACCUUUAAAGGGAAUGUAUGAGCUGACUAAUACUUAAAAUGUAUUUAUCUGUAUCCAAAAAAAUGUUAGAUAUAUAACUGACUUUGUAAUAAAUGGCAUAGAAUUGUCCUGCAUGAAUGCCCAGGAACUAAAGAAACGAGUUCUUUAACGGUCUGUACUUUCACUUUAUUAAUAGGCACUGGUCAGUAUGUGCAUUCAAUUACUGGGUUAGAUCUGUGAAUAAAGAUACCUGUUACCUU